Messenger RNA from Nicotiana tabacum (common tobacco), 1572 nucleotides. The record is from RefSeq and is a predicted model, not a curated record. Lineage: Eukaryota; Viridiplantae; Streptophyta; Magnoliopsida; Solanales; Solanaceae.
GUUUCUUUCAAAUAAAAAAGAGGUAGGUAAAAUAUAUUUCCAUAUUUGUCAUAACCUCAACGGAAAAGUAGCAUUUUAAUGACCAGUACCCACCCCACUUUCAAAUAUGUAAAAACAAAUACUAGGAGAGAGCAAAAAAAAAAAAAAAAUAAAUAAAAAAUGGCAAAGUGAAAAAGAGGCUCCUUUCCCCCCACUUUAAAAGGCUCCACUGACCCACUCACUCUCCCUACUUUCUCAUAUCCACCAUUCUUUCUUCUCCGAUUAACCGGUAAAAUAAUUUCUUCUCAAAUGGGUGAUUCUAUUUGCACUAGAAAACUGAUAGUACAAGUUUGCAAUGCCCGAAAUUUGAUGCCCAAAGAUGGACAAGGCACAGCCAGCGCCUUUGUCAUCGUCGAUUUCGACGGCCAACGUCGUCGCACCAAGACUAAGUUCAGAGAUCUCAAUCCCCAAUGGGACGAGCAUCUCGAGUUCUUGCUCCACGACCUUCACUCCAUGCCCUCUCAGACUCUUGAACUCAACAUUUACAACGACAAAAAAGCCGGUAAGAGGAGCAAUUUCCUCGGUAAAGUCAAAAUAUCUGCUACUACUUUCCUCAAACUUGGCUCCGAAAUUCCUCUUGUCUAUUAUCCCUUGGAAAAACGGAGCGUCUUUUCUCAAAUUAAAGGCGAGAUUGGGCUUAAGAUUUGGUACGUAGACGAAGAGGCUCCUCCUCCAACGGAGGAAAAGAAGGAGGAAGUUGCUGCGGCGGCGGCUGAAAAUCCUCCGCCGCCACAGGGAGAUGAAAAGCCACCCGAGGAGAAACCCGCGGCUGCUCCUCCUUCUGAUGAAAAGAAAGAGGAGUCGUCGGAGAAGAAGAAGGAAGAGGAGAAGAAACCCGACGAAAAGAAAGAAGAAAAGCCACCAGAGAAUCAGAAAAAAGACGAAGCACCAACACCAACACCAACACCACAACCAGAAGUACUGGAACAUCCUCCGAUAGCUCAACACAAACCGCCUAACAAAAAGCCGAUAACAAAUGAAAAUACAAGUGAACUCAAAGUCCUUCAUAAGAAUCUCUCCAGUAGUGUGGAUCGUCGAACAGGGGCGUUCGAUCUUGUCGAUCAAAUGCCAUUCCUCUACGUUCGAAUUGUGAAGGCGAAACGGGCCAAUCAAGAGCCUGAUUCCUCCGCUUACGCAAAGCUCGUGAUCGGAACUCACAGUAUAAAAACCAAAUCACUCGCGGAUAACAAAGAGUGGGAUCAAGUUUUCGCAUUCGACAAAGAGGGAUUAAACUCAACAUCCUUAGAAGUCUCUGUUUGGGUCGAAAAGAAGGUUGCCGAUGAUAAAACUGAUGAGAAUAGCAUUGGAACGGUGUCGUUCGAUUUGCAGGAAGUGCCAAAAAGAGUGCCGCCGGACAGUCCGUUAGCUCCUCAAUGGUACAGUUUAGAAGGUGUUACCGCUGAUCAGAAUAACCCGCCGGGAAAUGACGUCAUGCUGGCGGUGUGGCUCGGGACUCAGGCGGACGAAGCAUUUAACGAGGCAUGGCAAUCGGACUCCGGCGGAUUGAUACCGGAAACCCGAGCCAAAGUCUAC